This is a messenger RNA of Talaromyces marneffei, 1071 nucleotides long. RefSeq lists its product as uncharacterized. Lineage: Eukaryota; Fungi; Ascomycota; Eurotiomycetes; Eurotiales; Trichocomaceae. Gene Ontology annotation, cellular component: plasma membrane. The coding region runs from base 1 to 1071 and encodes 356 amino acids. The record is from RefSeq and is a predicted model, not a curated record. The transcript has 2 exons.
AUGUUCACCCCCGUCCACACAACCCUAGGGGCCCUCCUGCUCUUCAGCGGCUCCUUUGGGCUACUCCUACACAACGGACGCGUCUUUGGCAUUUCGUCUAUUUUACGCACCUGUUUAUUGGAUCCGGGUUUGCUGUUUCGCGGCCGUCGCGACAAACAGAAACAGAAUGAGCCCACUGAGGAAGUCCAAGAAGAUGAGAAUUUUCCUACGUUGGCGGGUCUGAUUACGAGUCCAUUGCUGGUCAAGCUGCUGGUUCCUUCAUUGCUUCCUUCGUAUCCUGAGAUGGGGUCUACGACGACGGCGUGGGUCUCGGCAGCCGCGACGCUUGGAUUAGGCGUUUUGACGGGUUGGGGGACCAAGAAUGACCAAGGCUGCACAUCCGGUCACAUGCUCUGCGGCCUCUCUCGUCUCUCAGCACGCUCCCUGAUCGCCACCGCCAUCUUCUUUACCACGGCUGUCGUCACGGCCAAUUUGUCCCCUCUAUUGACGGGCAUAGACCUCAUCCCGGCUUGCGGCAAUGGCGCCACUCCGUGCUAUUACCCUACUUACCCUUCUGGGUACGAAUUGGCUGUCAUGACGACAAGCUGCAUCUCAGCGUUGUUCACCACUUUCGUCCUUGGCCCGAAAGUUCUGACGCGUUCGUACAAGUCGAGACGCGUAUUCGCGUAUCUUGCUGGUGUCCAGUUUGGACUUGGUUUGUUAUUUUCCGGCAUGGCGGACUCGAAGAAAGUCAUCCGGUUCUUUGCCUUGUUUGGCGGCGCUGUCGACAAAUUCGAUCCAUCGUUGGCACUCAUCAUUCUUUUUGGAAUUGGUCCCUCCCUGUAUGGGUACUUGACUGCUGAACCGGGCAAAAAUGCAGAGAAACCACCAACUUUGGCGGAGAAAUGGUCUCUGCCAAAGCUCACGGUUGCCGAUAUCAAUUGGCGGUUCAUUGUUGGAGCGGUUAUUUUUGGUGUGGCUUGGGGUUCGAGUGGAACAUGUCCUGGACCUGCCAUUCUGAGAUCCGUCCUUCAACCGGUUUGGGGCGUUCUUUGGAUGAGUGGAUACUUCUUGGGAGGUGUUGUAGGAUAA